AUGCCCAGUUUCAGCCCAAUGGCCCUGUCUCCUGUCGAUGCUGAAGGCGGCCAUUAUGGAGAAGACAAUGCAACUUGGUUCCCCAACAAUGGGAGUUAUGAUUAUCCAGAAAGUAUUUCAUAUCUUGACAUAGAAGGAAAGGUUUUGUCUAUACUCACAAUUUUAAUUUGCAUUUUGGGGCUUUUAGGGAAUGGGACUGUCGUCUGGCUGCUUAGCUUCUGCAUUAAGAGGAACCAUUUCACCAUUUACAUCCUGAACCUCUCUGUUGCUGACUUGGGUGUAGUCACAGCUAACUUGUUUAUAGAAAUCAUUUGGUUUGCAACAGGAAUAUAUGAUGGACCUGUGUAUCUUUUUCUUGAAAAUGUAUUUCAAGUAAUGUACAGUGCUAGUCAAUAUCUACUGACAGCCAUCAGCAUUGACAGGUGCGUGUCAGUCCUCUUCCCAAUUUGGCAUCGAUGCCACCGGCCAGCAAAUUUGUCCACCACUUUGUGUUCUGUAAUAUGGGUACUUUCAAGCCUUCUUGGUGGAAUUAACUUCACCCUCUACCUGACUGAAAAGGUGAACAAUUAUACCAUGAGACAUUACCAUUAUGUUGUGAACGGCAUCCUUUGCCUCCUGCUCAUGACUAUCUCAACUCUAAUUCUGUGCUUCAAGUACAUAACAGUCUCCUUCAAAUCACAACAGCGAAGGCAGGGGAAAGCUCUAAUAGCCAUCUUGCUUGCUCUUCUUUGCUUCAUCAUUUUUUCAUUUCCACUGAAUGCCCAUUACAUAAGCCUUUAUGUUUCUGGUUCAGCCUCUACCUUUUCUUCAAAUUAUGUCUACUUAUUUUCCUGCCUGAACAGCAGUGUUAACCCUUUGAUCUAUUUCCUGCUUGGGAGACAGAAGAGAGGCAGACCCAGGAAGAGUAUGAAAGCUAUCCUACAGAAUGUUUUCAAGGAGGAGGAAAGCUCAACAGGGGAAGCGGAGACCUCUGUUGAAACGAGGUGCUGA
Molecule: messenger RNA, 990 nt
Organism: Zootoca vivipara (common lizard)
Lineage: Eukaryota; Metazoa; Chordata; Lepidosauria; Squamata; Lacertidae
Product: mas-related G protein-coupled receptor member H-like
Biological process (GO): G protein-coupled receptor signaling pathway
Cellular component (GO): plasma membrane
Molecular function (GO): G protein-coupled receptor activity
Source: RefSeq, a predicted model, not a curated record